UUUAAGUCUAUAAAUAAUUAAAAAAAAAUACAGUAAUUUCGCGUAUACUUUAAUAUUAAUUAAUCAGUAAUAUUAAAUAGUGUGGAAACAAUUUUAACACUUCCUCGGCUGAGACAAUGUGGACCCCAGUACUCAGUACUCCACAAUAAACGGCGUCGUCUGGAGCCACUCUUCCUUACUGGACCAGAUUUUUUAGCCGGGCUCGCGGUGUAUUCAGCUUCAAUGUUCAACUUUCCGCAGUAGAGCGUAUCAUGCGAAGGGUUUAUGAGUUUUGCUUGCAGAUAAACCCUGAGCUAACAUCCAUAUCCUCGUCGGCACCAGUUGCAGCCUGAAAAUACUACUCGACCGAAGCUCACACAGGUGAGUCUAUGUUAUCUAUCUCCCUCCAAAAUUCUCUCUUUCUGGAACUUUUUCUCGAGUAGUUUCGAUUUUUUCCAGUAUCUCUUUUUGGAUUCCGAAAAUAGUUAGAUGGAUACACAUAUGUUGUUUCCUUCGCCCAAAGCCUCUUCGUUUACUUCUUUACCAUUCUUUAUAUCAAAUAAAUUUCCUUUGCUGGAAAAACCAAUGCCUUUUGUGAAACCCCACCACUCCGCUCUAACGGUUUCGGUAGAAAGGUCGCAAUUUUUGGGGACGAGUUUGCUCUUGUCUCGUGAAAAUGUUAACUUGGUUAAUCUCAGAAAAGUUCAUCCCCUGCCUGGCCCAAUAAGAGCGGCAGUGAAGAGAAGGAAAGAAAUUCCCUUUGACAAUGUGAUACAAAGGGACAAGAAGCUCAAAUUGGUGCUAAAGAUAAGGAAUAUUCUUGUUAGUCAACCCGAUCGAAUUAUGUCGCUUCGGCAGCUGGGUAAAUUUAGAAGAGAAUUAGGUCUGCAAAAAAAGCGGCGGUUUAUUGCAUUGUUGAAGAAAUUCCCGGCAGUUUUUCAGAUUAUGGAGGAGGGAGUUUACUCUCUGAAAUUUAAAUUAACACCAGAAGCUGAACGGCUUUAUAUUGAGGAGUUGAAGAUUAGAAAUGAAAUGGAGGAUUUGUUAGUUGUGAAGCUGAGGAAAUUGUUGAUGAUGUCACUGGAAAAGCGGAUAUUGUUGGAGAAGAUUGCCCAUCUGAGGACCGAUUUGGGACUCCCACAUGAAUUUCGUGAAACAAUUUGUCAUCGGUAUCCACAAUACUUCAGAGUUGUUGCAACUGAGCGAGGCCCUGCGCUGGAAUUAACUCAUUGGGAUCCAGAGCUUGCUGUUUCAGCUGCUGAGCUAUCUGAAGAAGAAAAUCGAAUGAAAGAACUAGAAGAAAAUUUAAUUAUAGACAGGCCUCCCAGAUUCAACCGAGUAAAGCUACCUAAGGGUCUUCAUCUGUCAAAGGGUGAGAUUAGGAAGUUAAUGCAGUUCAGAGACAUACCUUACAUAUCACCAUACUCAGAUUUCUCAGGGCUUAGGCCUGGGUCUCGGGAGAAAGAGAAGCAUGCCUGUGGAGUUGUUCAUGAGAUUUUGAGCCUCACUCUUGAGAAACGAACCCUUGUUGAUCACCUUACUCAUUUUCGAGAGGAAUUCAGAUUCUCUCAGCAGCUAAGAGGGAUGCUGAUCAGGCAUCCUGAUAUGUUUUACGUCUCUUUGAAAGGAGACAGGGAUUCUGUGUUUCUGAGGGAAGCUUAUCGUGAUUCACAGUUGAUAGAGAAGGACCGAUUCUUGCUUAUAAAGGAAAGGCUUCGUUCUUUGGUUGCUGUUCCACGAUUUCCCAAGAGUGGUGCUCCCAAUACAGACAAAGAUGGAAGGGAAGAGACUGAUGACAGGGAAGAUGAAAGUGGUGAAGAGGGGAAUGAGUGGUCAGAUGCUGAAAACUUCCUGAGUGAUGAUGGAUUUGAUGACGAUGACGAUAAUGACGGCGAAGAUGAUUGGAGCGAUGAAGAUGAUGACAUGCCCCCAGAUUUUGACGAGGAUGAUGGAAGUUUGGAGAUUGGACUGAAAAAACAAAUUAAACAAGAAGAAAAGUCAACACCUAAAGAUGAAGAGAUGCUUGUGCCUGCACUACCUGAUGGUCGUCCCAGAGAACGCUGGUAAACCUCAGAAGAGCUUGCAUGCUUUGUUUUGUGUGACUCGAGGCAUCGGCUUCUUAACCUUCUUUUGAACGCACUGAGAAACAAUAUAUGCAUUUGGCCUAGAGUUUGAUCUCACUACCUUGGAAGAAUAUCCUUCAUGUUAUCAAUAGAGCGAGAUCCUUCAUAGCUCAUCUACAGUUCCUUGUUGUGUUCUGUAAACAUGAAAAACAGCUGAUAUUACUUUGAGAUCAGAAAAGAAUGCUCAAUCAAGCUCUUCUAGUUACUUUUAUUAACUUGAUGAAUAUCUGCAACUUCCGUUCCUGUAUAAUAGAUUGAUAAUGUAAACAUUGCUAUCUUUAUAAUAUAUAUUUUGCAUUUAUCGGGGAAAA
This is a messenger RNA of Neltuma alba, 2413 nucleotides long. RefSeq names its product protein WHAT'S THIS FACTOR 1 homolog, chloroplastic-like. Lineage: Eukaryota; Viridiplantae; Streptophyta; Magnoliopsida; Fabales; Fabaceae. Gene Ontology annotation, molecular function: RNA binding. The record is from RefSeq and is a predicted model, not a curated record.